UAAUACUGCUAGAAACCAAGCCAAACCAAGAGACCUGCUGCUCACGGUCUAGCUUUCCGCAAAAAGCGAGUGCAAGAUAGAUCGAAACCAAAACCAAAACCAAAACCGAACCACAAAUCCCGUUGAAAACACCACGGUGGCGGGUGCAAUCCUUUCCUAGUUCCAUUGUUCACAGGCAUUCCCAUUGCAACAAACAUUGCACAGCAGACCAACAACAAACACACGGCAUGAGCGGAUUCGACGAGCUGAGCCAGGAGGGCAACGGGGUCGACGUCGACGUCGACACGAUCGCGACAAAGGCCCUCAUGACGCCGGACGGAAAGUGCGCCCAGCACCCGUGGGUGGAACUCCGGAAGAAGGACCCGUCGACGGGACAGACCUACCAGCUCGACACAUGCCCGGAAUGCAACGAGCAGUACGAGGCGAACCGGGAGGCCCUGAGACGACGCAGACUGGAGCUGGAGAAGCAGCUGCAGGCCCUCGAGAACGAGAGCAUCGACCUCGACGCAACGUCUCGAUCGGGGGGAUCCGGGGAGCGAGAGACGGGGGGAACGGGAGCUGCCUCCUCGGAGUCCUCCCAGGCCUACCGACCCCCCCUUCCCCAACAGCAGCAGCAGCAGCAGCAACAACAACAGCAGCAGCAGCAGCAGCUACAGCAACCACAAGAGGACGACGACUCCUCGGCUUUCUCCAAUCCGCAGCGACAGCCCUUUGCCCGGCCUCCGGUGGCGUCUCCCGGAGGCAGCGUCUACGGCCAGCAGCGGUAUAGCGCCCCGUCUCGCACCCACUCGUCSGGAUCGAAAUCGGCMGCCUCGKCGUCCACCAACAACGGCCUGCCGAACGGGAUUUCCCUCAAGAGCUCCGCCAAUCCAAGCCCGUCCGGAGCGGCGGCUAUGAAUCCCCCGUCCUCGCCCUUUUCGAACGCCAGCUACGACCCGCAGUUCCUGGCCGCUGCUGCAGCCGCCUUUCACCAGCAGCAGCUGCAGAUGCAGCAGGCGGCCGUUUCGUCCGUCAAAUCGGCGCCGACGCUCCAGCAGACCCAGCAAGAAGAACACAACAAUGCCAUGCUGUGGAAACUCAUCCAGGACAAGGACAACGAGCUCCGACAGGUUCGCGAAUCGCUCCAAGAAACCCAGCGGCGAUACCAGGAACAAGUGGUCCUGGCGACGAAGCUACAAACGACGCUGGACCAGGUAAGGGAGACCUUUGAAAAAGAACGAUUGCUGAUCAAGCUGCAAGCCGAGAAGGAAGCCACGGAAUCCAUGGCUUCCCGRCAGGAGGAGAUAUUCCGAAAACAGCUCGAGUGGAUGGACACCAACAUUGCCAAAACCAAGAACAGCGCCAAAGCCAGCGACGAAGCCGGCAGCGAAUUGGUUGCCGAGACGGAAACCAACCGCGAUGGAAUCGACCCGGCCAAAGGAGAAGCCACUGCGGCAGCAGCUUCCAAGGCAAAAUCCGAGAAGGACCAUCCGUGGAACGCGGUCGCAAAGGGAUCGUCGGGCAGAACCGAAAACGAAUCGGGAAUGGCGGGUUCCGGCAACGCCAACAACAACAACAGCAACAGCAACAACAGCAACAACAACGGAAUGGCGGGUUCCGGCAACGCCAACAACAACAACAGCAACAGCAACAACAGCAACAACAACUCGUUCAAGGCCGGAUUGAAUGCCAACAGCAARAAGAAACUCUAUCCUUCUAUUGACGAAAAGUUAAUGGGGAACGCUGCCGCGAACGCAAACAAUGCUUCCGCCAACCAGCACCAGCAGCAACUCAAGAGCCAGCCCAAGCAGGAGCAUGGUCUGAGCACGGCCGAGACGCCGAUGGCAAACAACACCAGUGCUGCCAAGAAUGCAAAGAACAACGAGUCCUCGGAUCGAUUUGAUCCCGUCUAUGUCUCGAAAGGAUCGGACAUGGAGAAAGAUACCUUCGCUCCCGGCUCCGUCGACGACCAAUCCAUAGGACAGACGGUGGCCAGCUCMACCUACGGAGACGACCGAAUCAAGGUCGUCAACAAGAAGUUGYUGGAUCCYUACGGCGACAAGGGCACCUACACCGGCGUCGUGCUGCGAAACACGGGAAUGCCACACGGACUGGGACGCAUGAUAUACGAGGAGGAUCGCAGGGUUUUCGAAGGCGACUGGCGCCACGGCCGCUGGCACGGAUACGGGCGUGCCUCGUUUUCCAACGGGGAUUCCUACGAAGGAGAGUACAAGUUCGAUCAGCGCCACGGCACCGGCGUGUAUCGGUGGAACGAUGGCCGGAUCUACGACGGACAGUUUUCGGAGGACAAGCGCCACGGAAAAGGCGUCUUUACCUGGCCCGAUGGGGCCAUCUACGACGGAGACUUUGUCAACGGGCAGCGGCAGGGACACGGAAAAUACACCUUUGCCGACGGAGGCCAGUACGAGGGGUCCUGGAAGGACGGCCGCUACGACGGCUUUGGGACGUGCACCUGGGAGGACGGCAGGCGCUAUCGGGGGGAAUGGCGAAACGGCAUGGCCCACGGGCGGGGCACCGAGACCUAUCCGAACGGGAACGUUCGCCACGAGGGAGAAUGGAUCGACGACGAACCCAUUCGCUGAGGGCGGCCCCUUUGGCACGGGUGUGACGCGGCGUUUCGCGGCGCGCGGAAACGAACUAGUACGGUACGGUACCGUACCGUACCGUAAUAAUACUAAAUGGUUUUG
This is a messenger RNA of Pseudo-nitzschia multistriata, 2687 nucleotides long. The record is from the annotation of a GenBank genome assembly. NCBI's taxonomy places the organism in Eukaryota, Bacillariophyta, Bacillariophyceae, Bacillariales, Bacillariaceae.